Messenger RNA from Bombina bombina (fire-bellied toad), 754 nucleotides. RefSeq names its product heat shock protein beta-11-like. The transcript has a single exon. Gene Ontology annotation, biological process: protein refolding; response to heat. Bases 70 to 678 code for a protein of 202 amino acids. Gene Ontology annotation, molecular function: protein folding chaperone. Lineage: Eukaryota; Metazoa; Chordata; Amphibia; Anura; Bombinatoridae. The record is from RefSeq and is a predicted model, not a curated record.
GUGAAUAAAACCUACAGGAAGCAGAACCAGCUAAACAACUUAAAGGGACAUCUACAACCUAAGAUCACCAUGCUUUGUACACACUUCUCAAGGAAGCCCAGUGUUAGCCCUCUCAGCCUCCUGUUGCAGCCUCUAUGGCCAGUGUCUGGAGACCUCUUUUCUGUGGUGGAACAGGAGAUGAUCAGGACAGUAGCAGCAAUAAAGCAGAGGAUGCCGCAGCUUGACCAGUUUCAUCAGCAGCUCCUGCAAGAGAUAACACUUCAACAGGACAAGAUCCGACCUGUGCAGGGCCCUUGUGAGACAUCAUCAAAAGAUGGAGGCUUCAUGCUGUGUCUGGGAGUUGAGGAUUUCUCACCCCAAGAGCUGACAGUCAAACUGCUGGGAGGAAAACUAUUGUUGACUGGAGCAAAGGAAUCAAAGAGAGAUGAUGGCAGAGGCUCUUUCUCAUACAAGUGUCAAAUCUUGAGAAAAGAGUCCGAUCUUCCCCAGGAUAUUAACGUGGAUGAGCUGAGCUGCACAGUGACUGCUGAUGGACAGCUGCGUAUAGAAGCCCCACGAGUGGCUCCCCCUGCUGGUCAAGAGAGAACAGUCCCUAUCCAGCUUUCAGGAACAAAUAAGGCCAUACAGAGCACAGACCAGAAUGCAGAGAGCAACAAAGAGACAAAAGAAAGGAGAUAAAUGCAUAAGAAGUACCCGUCAUAAUUACAACUCUCAAUUUAUAUAUUAUAAAUAAAACAUUUUGCUUUUAGAGAAA